UGCUGUGCCCCCACCCCUUUUCAAUAUGGCUGCCGUAUCUACUCUACAGUAACGCUCCGAUUGGAGAUUGACUCGACUCUGUAUCUUAAUGCCUUUUACUUUUUGACUUUAUCAACGAUAUUUAGUAUCAAAUGCAAUCUGAAUCAAUUACUCUCCCUUAUUUAAUUUAAUGCAUUAGCAAACCUUCACUAACAACUACAUCGGGCCUUUUCCCCAAAACAACCAGGUGCCAACAAUUCGUAUCCAUCAACAAUUUCCAAUGGUUUGACUACACUUUUCCUUUGUUAUUUUUUUAAUGAACAAUGUGUGAAAACUGCGCCGAGCUGGUGGAGGUUUUAAAUGAAAUAUCGGAUGCAGACAGCACUGAGGGCCUACAGCUGAAGAAGGAGCAUGCUUUACGAGUCUUCAGCUACAUCAGCUCAUGGACCCAGAGGCAAUGUCUAUGCUGCUUCAAGGAGUACAAGCACCUGGAGGUGUUCAACCAGCUGGUCUAUGCCCUCAUCAACCUGGUCAUCGCUCAGGUCACCAGCCUGAGAGACCGCCUCUGUAGCGCCACCAGCCAACGGGGCGUCACCGACGACGAGGCCGCAGGUGGCGAGGAGGGGCCAGGGACAGAAUGGCGUGGGGAGGGAGGGGGUGGAAUAACUGGAGCAGGGCCACACCCCCAGCAACCGCCCACAUCGCCUGUUGAGGACGAGCCGCUGAACGUGGAGAGGGACUCGGCAGAGGAGGACGGCACCGGGGACGCACCGGAGCAGAACCAGAAUAACAACAACCAGAACCCAGUCCAGGGGACGAGCCAGGCCCAGCAGGAGGCCCCCAAGCCAGGGGGUAGUGGUAUUGGGGCGUCCGAGGCUGUAGCUAGCAGCAGUACGGACUGCCAGGCCCACGAGGACAUGUUUGACUCGUGGAGCACCGAGGACCGGGAGAAGCUGCUGCUCUGCGCCGCCAAGAUCUUCCAGAUUCAGUUUCCCCUGUAUACGGCUUACAAACACAACACCCACCCCACCAUAGAGGACAUCUCUGCUCAUGAAAGCAAUAUCCUCGGCUCCUUCUGCGACAUGAACGAUGUGGAGGUCCCCUUGCACUUGCUGCGCUACGUGUGCCUGUUCUGUGGCAAGCACGGUCUGUCGCUCAUGAAGGACUGCUUUGAGUCAGGCACGCCAGAGAGCCUGCCCUUCCCCAUCGCCCACGCCUUCAUCACCAUCGUCUCCAAUAUCCGAAUAUGGUUGCACAUUCCCGCCGUCAUGCAGCACAUCAUACCGUUCCGCACGUAUGUAAUACGGUACCUGUGCAAGCUGUCGGACCAGGAGCUGCGUCAGAGCGCGGCACGCAACAUGGCCGACCUGAUGUGGAGCACGGUGAAGGAGCCGCUGGACAGCGCACUGUGCUUCGACAAGGAGAGUCUGGACCUGGCCUUCAAGUACUUCAUGUCCCCCACGCUCACCAUGAGGCUGGCCGGCCUCAGCCAAAUCACGAAUCAGCUCCACACCUUCAACGACGUCUGUAAUAAUGAGUCUCUGGUGUCCGACACCGAAACGUCAAUAGCAAAGGAACUAGCUGACUGGCUAAUCAACAACAAUGUGGUGGAGCAUAUAUUUGGACCAAAUUUGCAUAUUGAGAUAAUUAAACAGUGCCAAGUGAUCCUGAACUUCCUUGCCGCAGAGGGCAGGCUCAGCACCCAGCAUGUGGACUGCAUCUGGGCCGCAGCUCAGCUGAAGCACUGUAGCCGUUACAUCCACGACCUGUUCCCCUCGCUCAUCAAGAACCUGGACCCGGUGCCGCUGCGCCACGUCCUCAACCUGGUGUCCGGCCUGCACCCCAGCGCACACACCGAACAGACCCUGUACCUGGCCUCCAUGCUGAUCAAGGCUCUGUGGAACAACGCCCUGUCCGCUAAGGCCCAGCUCUCCAAGCAGAGCUCCUUCGCCUCGCUGCUCAACACCAACGUCCCCAUGGGCAACAAGAAAGGCUCCCCAGCGGCCAGCCCGGACAGCAGUGACAACAGCGACACCCACCACAGCGGCGGUAGCGACAUGGAGAUGGACGAGCAGAUGAUGGGCAGCAGCAAGCGGGGCCAGCAGAGACUCUCUGACACAGAGGAGUCGAUGCAGGGCAGCUCGGACGAGACGGCCAACAGCAUGGAGGAGGGCAGCAGUGGGCCGGGCAGCAGCAGUGGCCACAGCGAGGGCUCCAGCAACGAGGCGGGCUCCAGCCGUGCCAGCCAGUCGGCGGGAAGCCCCGGCAGCGAGCUGCACUCUGACGACAUGGCCGACAGCGAGAUCCUCAAGGAGGAAGAGGAUGAGGAGGAAGAUGACGAAGAUGAGGACGAAGAUGAUGAUGACGAUGAAGAGGACGAAGAGGGGAACAACCGGGGUGUAGCGGCCGAGGGCAGCCCGCAGAAGGAACCCCGGGACCAGCCGGAGGUCAGGAAGCGGAAAGCAGGCGAGGCGCUGAUGGAGGAGCAGGGCGACAGAGCCGAAAGAGGAGGGGCAGGAGACGGACCAAAACCCAAAGGUUUGCCCUUUAACCCCGAGGCAGCCGUCGGCAUGGUAACGGCUACGACGUCGAUGGAGGGCCACAUGAGGAUGCUGGACGCCUGCUCGGCCCGGCCUGAGGGGCCCGAACAACAACACUCAGAGAUGGGAGGCCCCUCAUCCCAAAUGGCCCCUGGACCCCAGGAGCAGACCUGCCUGCCCUGCCCCGGGGACUUCCUGGGGGACGCCAUGGGCAACGAGCUGUUCAACUGCCGACACUUCAUCGGGCCCCAUCACCACCACCACCAUGAAGGGCACAUGGUGGACGACAUGCUGAGCGCAGACGACGUGUCCUGCAGCAGCUCCCAGAUCAGCGCCAAGUCGGAGAAGAACAUGGCCGACUUUGACGGUGAGGAGUCUGGCUGUGAGGAGGAGCUGGUGCAGAUCAACUCGCACGCCGAGCUCAGCUCCCACUUGCAGCAGCACCUGCCCAACCUGGCCUCUAUCUACCACGAGCACAUGGUGCAAGGGCCGCAGGUCCACAAGCACCAGUACUCUGGCCACGCCGUGACUGACAUCAACCUGGACAACGUGUGCAAGAAGGGCAACACGCUGCUUUGGGACCUUGUGCAGGAUGAGGACGCGAUCCACCUGUCGGAGGGCCUGAUCAACGAGGCGGAGAAGCUGCUUUGCUCUCUGGUGUGCUGGUUCACCGACCGCCAGAUCCGCAUGCGCUUCAUCGAGGGCUGCCUGGAGAACCUAGCCCACCACAGAUCCGUGGUCGUCUCUCUGCGCCUCCUUCCCAAACUUUUCGGCACUUUUCAGCAGUUCGGCUCCAGCUACGACACCCACUGGAUCACCAUGUGGGCGGAGAAGGAGCUGCACAUGAUGAAGCUGUUCUUUGAGAACCUGCUGCACUACAUCCAUGAAGUCCGAGAGCAGAGGCACAAGUUUGCCCUGUAUGGCCACAGUGCAGAAGUCCAAGUACGCUUGCAGUUCCUGACCUGUGUCUUCUCCACACUUGGCUCCCCAGACCACUUCAGACUGAGUCUAGAGCAGGUGGACAUCCUGUGGCACUGCCUGGUGGAGGACGGAGAGUGUUACGACGACGCGCUCCACUGGUUCCUCAACCAGGUCCGCAGCAAAGACCAGCAUGCCAUGGGCAUGGAGACCUACAAACACCUCUUCCUGGAAAAGAUGCCCCAGCUGAAGCCGGAGACCAUCAGCAUGACAGGCCUCAACCUCUUCCAGCAUCUCUGUAACCUGGCCCGUCUAGCUACCAGCGCCUAUGACAGUGGCUCCAACUGCGAGCUGUGUGGCAUGGACCAGCUGUGGGGUAUCGCCCUCAGGGCCCAGUCCGCAGACAUCAGCCGCGCUGCCAUCCAGUACAUCAACUCCUACUACAUCAACGCUGGUAAGACGGGCCUGGAGAAGGAGCAGGAGUUCAUCAGUAAGUGCAUGGAGAGCCUGAUGAUGACCUCGGCCAACCUGGAGAAGGAUGCCCACUCCAGCCUCACCGUCAUCGAGAGGGGCCUGCUCAUGCUCAAGACCCACCUGGAGGCCUUCCGACGCAGGUUUGCGUACCACCUGCGUCAGUGGCAGAUCGAGGGCACGGGCAUCAGCAGCCACUUGAAGGCGCUGAGCGACAAGCAGUCUCUGCCACUGAGGAUCGUGUGCCAGCCCGCCGGCCUGCCCGACAAGAUGACCAUCGAGAUGUACCCCAGUGACCAGGUGGCAGACCUGCGGGCUGAGGUGACCCACUGGUAUGAGAACCUGCAGAAGGAGCAGAUGAACCAGCAGGCCCAGCUGCAGGAGUUUGGACAGAGCAGCCGCCAGGGGGACUUCCCAGGUGGUUUGAUGGGUCCGGUCAGAAUGAUCUCCUCUGGCCAUGAGCUCACCACGGACUACGAUGAGAAGACCCUGCAUGAGCUGGGCUUCAAAGACAUGCAGAUGGUGUUUGUCUCGCUGGGCGCCCCACGGCGGGAGCGUAAGGGCGAGGGGGUGCAGCUCCCGGCCUCGUGUCUCCCCCCGCCCCAGAAGGAGCACAUCCCCAUGCUACUGCUGCUCCAGGAGCCCCACCUCACCACCCUGUUCGACCUGCUGGAGAUGCUGGCUUGCUUCAAACCCCCCAGUGCCCUGGGAGACAGCCCCGAGAACCUAAGAUGUGAGGAGCUGCACCUCCAUGCUGAGAACCUGUCGAGGCGCGUCUGGGAGCUGCUCAUGCUGCUGCCCACCUGCCCCAACAUGCUGCUGGCCUUCCAGAACAUCGCCGAUGACACGGGAGGCGAGGGUCUGUGCUGGAAGGACCUGCUGAGGAUCAAGAGCCCCCACAAGCUGCUGUACGCCCUGGAGAUCAUCGAGGCUCUGGGCAAGCCCAACCGACGCAUCCACCGGGAAUCCACGGGGAGCUACAGUGACCUGUACCCGGACUCUGACGACUCCAGCGAGGACCAGAUAGAGAACAGUAAGAACUCCUGGAGCUGCAAGUUUGUGUCGUCUGGGGGGCUUCAGUUGCUGUUGGAGAUCUUCAACUCUGCCAUUCUGGAGCCCAAGGACCAGGAGUCUUGGACAGUGUGGUUGUUGGACUGCCUGGCUUGCCUGCUUAAGCUCAUCUGCCAGUUUGCGGUGGACCCGGCCGACCUGGACCUAGCCUACCCUGACGUCUUCUCCUGGUCGGGCCUCACCGACAGCCAGCGCAAAAGGGCCUGGCCUGGCAAGUCCCGCAAGUCCACCGGCGACCAUGGCAAGGGACUGCAUAUCCCCCGCCUCACAGAGGUCUUCCUAGGCCUUGUCCAAGGCACCAACCUGAUCCAGCGCUUGAUCAACGUGGCCUACACCUACGACAACCUAGCACACAGAGUUUUGAAGGCCCAGUCAGAUCACCGGUCCCGUCAUGAAGUGACCCACUACUCCAUGUGGCUGCUGGUGAGCUGGGCCCACUGCUGCUCUACGGUCAAGUCCAGUCUGGCCGACAGCGACCACCUCCACGACUGGCUCAAGAAGCUCACCCUGCUGGUGCCGGAGACGGCGGUGCGUCACGAGGCGUGUAACGGCCUGUACAAGCUGUCCCUGUCUGGUCUGGACGGAGGAGAGUCCAUCAACAGGUCCUUCCUGCUACUGGCCGCCUCCACGCUGCUCAAGUUCCUCCCCGACGCACAGGCCCUCAAACCACUGCGGGUGGAGGACUAUGAAGAGGAGCCCGUGCUGAGGACGGGCUGUAAGGAGUACUUCUGGCUGCUGUGCAAGCUCAUCGACAACAUCCACGUCAAAGACGCCAGCCAAACCACUCUGUUGGACCUGGAUGCUUUCUUGCGCGACUGCAUCCGGAGCCGUGAGAUCCUGGACCAGCAGGACGGCGCAAUCGAGGACGACGGUCUCACUGGCCUCCUGCGCCUCGCCCACAGCGUCCUCAAACACAAGCCCCUUCAAGUUCUCCCGGAGGGCCAGGAGUUUCUGCGAGUCCACAACCUGCUCUUCCUCCUUCCCAGCCUGGCCGACCGCGCCCAGCCCAAGUGCAAGUCGCAUGCGGCCCGCGCCGCCGCCUACGACCUCCUGGUGGAGACGGUGAAGGGCUCGGUGGAGAACUACAGGCUGCUUCACAACUGGGUCAUGUCCCAGCACAUGCAGACCUCUCAUGCCCCGUACAAGUGGGACUACUGGCCCCACGAUGACGUGCGUGCCGAGUGUCGCUUCGUGGGCCUCACUAACCUGGGGGCCACCUGCUACCUGGCCUCCACUAUCCAACAGCUCUACAUGAUCCCUGAGGCACGCCAGGCCGUCUUCACUGCUAAGUACGCAGAGGAAAUUAAGCACAAGACCACCUUACUGGAGCUCCAGAAGAUGUUCACCUAUCUCAUGGAGAGCGAGAGGAAGGCGUACAACCCCCGUCCGUUCUGUAAGACCUACACCAUGGACAAGCAGCCCCUGAACACGGGCGAGCAGAAGGACAUGACCGAGUUCUUCACCGACCUCAUCACUAAGAUCGAGGAGAUGUCCCAGGACCUGAAGAACACAGUGAAGACUCUCUUUGGCGGCGUCAUCACCAACAAUGUGGUCUCGCUGGACUGUGACCACGUGAGUCAGACAGCCGAAGAGUUCUACACCGUCCGGUGCCAGGUGGCCGACAUGAAGAACAUCUACGAAUCUCUGGACGAGGUGACCAUCAAGGACACUCUGGAGGGGGACAACAUGUACACCUGCUCCCAGUGUGGCAAGAAAGUACGCGCCGAGAAGAGGGCCUGCUUCAAGAAGCUGCCUCGCAUCCUGAGCUUCAACACCAUGCGCUACACCUUCAACAUGGUCACCAUGAUGAAGGAGAAGGUCAACACGCACUUCUCCUUCCCCCUGCGCCUCGACAUGACCCCCUACACUGAGGACUUCCUCAUGGCCAAGGGCGACAGGAAAGAGGGUUUCCGGGAGGAGGGUGGGGCUAAGGUGGCGGAGAGCUACGAGUACGACCUAAUCGGCGUCACGGUGCACACAGGCACGGCGGACGGCGGCCAUUACUACAGUUUCAUCCGAGACAUCGUCAACCCGCACGCCUACAAGAAUAACAAAUGGUACCUGUUCAACGAUGCCGAGGUGAAGCCCUUUGAUUCAGCCCAGCUAGCCUCCGAGUGCUUCGGUGGAGAGAUGACGACGAAAACGUACGACUCUGUCACCGACAAGUUCAUGGACUUCUCCUUUGAGAAGACCCACAGUGCCUACAUGCUUUUCUACAAGAGAGUGGAGCUCGAGGAGGAAAAUGGCAAAGACUUCAACUUCGACGUUUCUCCAGAUCUACUCGAGUGGAUUUGGCAAGACAACAUGCAGUUUCUCCAGGACAAGAACAUUUUCGAGCACACAUACUUUGGGUUCAUGUGGCAGCUUUGCAGCAGCAUCCCUAGCACUUUACCAGACCCCAAAGCCAUCUCCCUCAUGACUGCCAAGCUUAGCACGUCGUUUGUCCUGGAGACGUUCAUUCACUCCAAGGAAAAGCCCACCAUGUUGCAGUGGAUCGAGCUACUGACCAAACAAUUCAACAACAGCCAGGCGGCCUGCGAGUGGUUUUUGGACCGCAUGGCUGAUGACAACUGGUGGCCCAUGCAGAUCCUCAUCAAGUGCCCCAAUCAGAUUGUUCGACAGAUGUUUCAGAGGCUGUGUAUCCACGUCAUCCAGAGGCUACGGCCAGUCCACGCCCACCUCUACCUACAACCUGGCAUGGAGGACGGGUCUGACGACAUGGACGGGCCGGUGGAGGACAUCGGCAGCCGCUCGUGCGUGACGCGCUUCGUCAAGACGCUGCUGUCCAUCAUGGAGCAUGGCGUCAAGCCCCACAGCAAACACCUGACCGAGUACUUCGCCUUCCUCUACGAGUUCGCCAAGAUGGGAGAGGAGGAGAGUCAGUUCCUUCUGUCCCUACAAGCCAUUUCCAUCAUGGUGCACUUCUACAUGGGCACCAAGGGGCCUGAGAACCCCCAGGUGGAGGUGCUGUCUGAGGAGGAGGGAGAAGAGGAGGAUGAGGAGGAGGACAUCUUGUCCCUGGCGGAAGAGAAGUACCGCCCGGCCGCCUUGGAGAAGAUGGUAGCUCUCAUCGCCCUGCUGGUGGAACAGUCCCGCUCUGAGAGACACCUGACUCUGUCCCAGAGUGACAUGGCAGCCCUGACCGGGGGGAAAGGCUUCCCCUUCCUCUUCCAGCACAUCCGAGACGGCAUCAACAUCAGGCAGACCUGCAACCUCAUCUUCAGCCUGUGUCGCUACAACAACCGCCUGGCCGAGCACAUUGUAUCCAUGCUCUUCACCUCUAUCGCUAAACUGACGCCUGAGGCGGCAAACCCUUUCUUCAAGCUGCUCACCAUGCUGAUGGAGCUAUCAGGUGGUCCUCCGGGCAUGCCUUCCUUCGCCUCUUACAUACUACAGAGGAUCUGGGAGGUGAUAGAGUACAACCCUAGCCAGUGUCUGGACUGGUUGGCGGUGCAGACCCCCAGGAACAAGCUGGCUCACAGCUGGGUGUUGCAGAACAUGGAGAACUGGGUGGAGCGCUUCCUACUUGCCCACAACUACCCCCGUGUCCGCACCUCGGCAGCCUACCUCCUGGUCUCCCUGAUUCCCAGCAACUCGUUCCGGCAGAUGUUCCGCUCCACGCGUUCCCUCCACAUCCCCACGCGGGACCUGCCCCUGUCCCCCGACACCACCGUGGUGCUCCACCAGGUGUACAACCUGCUUCUGGGCCUGCUGGGCCGGGCCAAGCUGUACGUGGACGCGGCGGUGCAUGGGACCACCAAGCUGGUGCAGUACUUCAGCUUCAUGACCUACUGUCUCAUCUCCAAGACGGAGAAGCUCAUGUUCUCCGGUUACUUCAUGGACCUGUGGAACCUCUUCCAGCCCAAGCUGUCUGAACCAGCCAUCGCCACUAACCACAACAAGCAGGCCCUGCUCUCCUUCUGGCACAACGUGUGUAUGGAGUGUCCCGAGAACGUCCGGCUGGUCGUCCAGAACCCCGUGGUCACUAAGAACAUCGCCUUCAACUACAUCCUGGCCGACCACGACGACCAGGAGGUGGUGCUGUUCAACCGGGGCAUGCUGCCGGCGUACUACGGCAUCCUGAGGAUGUGCUGCGAGCAGUCGCCCGCCUUCACCCGCCAGCUGGCCUCGCACCAGAACAUCCAGUGGGCCUUCAAGAAUCGUUCAACACCCUGCACAUGAUGUACCACGAGGCCACAGCGUGUCAUGUGACGGGGGACCUGGUGGAGCUGCUGUCUAUCUUCCUGUCGGUACUCAAGGCCACGCGGCCAUAUCUGCAGCGCAAAGACGUGAAGCAGGCUCUUAUCCAGUGGCAGGAGAGGAUCGACUUUGCCCACAAGCUGCUCACCCUCCUCAACUCCUACAGCCCCCCGGAGCUCCGCAACGCCUGCCUGGAUGUUCUGAAGGAGCUGGUCCUGUUGAGUCCCCAUGACUUCCUGCACACGCUGGUGCCCUUCCUGCAGCACAACCACUGCACCUACCACCACAGCAACAUCCCUAUGUCCUUUGGGCCUUACCUGCCCUGCAGAGAGAACAUCAAGCUGAUGGGAGGCAAGAACAACAUCCGGCCUCCCAGACCUGAACUCAACAUGUGCCUCCUGCCUUCCAUGGUGGAGACCAGCAAGGGUAAAGAUGAGGUGUAUGGGAUGCUCCAAGACUAUUUUCUGUCCUACCACCAGUUCAUCCACCUGCUGUGUCGAGUCGCCAUCAACUGCGAGAAGUUCACGGAGACCCUUGUCAAACUGAGUGUCCUGAUAGCGUACGAGGGCUUGCCUCUGCACUUGGCCCUCUUCCCCAAGCUGUGGACGGAGCUUUGCCAGUCUCAGUCAGCCCUGGCUAAGACGUGUGUGAAGCUUCUGUGCGAGGACCCGGCGUUCGGCGAGUACAUCAAGUGCAUCCUAAUGGAUGAGAGGACCUUCCUCAACAACAACAUGGCCUACUCCUUCCUCACCUGCUUCCUGCACAAGGUCCAGAGCCAGGUGCUGUCAGGCCCCAGCUGCGCCAACCUGAUCAGUCUGCUGGUGACCAACCUGCUGAACGAGUACCACAGCCUACAGCCUGAGCUGGCCUCGCACCGCCUGGAGCUGAGCAAGACCAGCGGCCUCCUCAACGCUGACCUGCGAGCGUUGGCGUUGAUGUUGUCCAUACACACCCCCCAGGCGAUGGACCCAGCUCUGGGUCCGGCCCUGCAGGAGUUGCUGUCCAAGUGUAGCGCCUGUGUGCAGCAACGCAGCGUGCUCGAACAGGAGGCCAAGGACCGCAAGGCCAAAGCGGAGGAAGAGGGCGCCACCCCAGUGAAGCGCCGGCGGAUGAGUAGCGACGACGGCCCUGGGGAGGGCACCAGCGCCGGCACCAGCACCGGGGGUGUGACUGUUUCCGGACCCACCUGCGCCGCCUCCACCUCCUCCUCCCUCCCCCCAUGUGUCGAGCUGAAGCCGGAGCACCAGGAGGCACUGACUCCCACCAGCACCUCGGACACAGAGACGAGGGACUCCUCAUCCCUCAUCGACCCGGGAACCGAGCACGACCCGCCCUCACCGGAUCCUACCGCUGCCACCAGUUGCAGCCAACCCCCAGGGGACGCCUCCCCCAAGGAGGAGAAGAUGGAGGCUUCCUCUUCCUCGUCGUCCUCAUCAUCAUCCUCUUCCUCCCUCCCGGAGACGGGAGAGUUGUCGUACGGCGGCAGCGGACAGGGAGGGGAGGAGCCGCAGUCGUCUCAGACUCAGCAGGCAGCCAUGGCAGGAGCGGAGGAGGAAGAGAGGAGGGAAGCAACGGCGGCAAUGGAUGAGACAAAGGAGGAGAGGGAGACGGGCUCUAAGACUUGCGGAGGCUCGGCCGCCCUGGCCUCGGAGGACCUGGCCUUCCCAUCUGCCCUGGGGCUAGCAGGAGAGGGGCCAGAGGUCCCAGGGUGCAGUAGCCACGCCCCCUCGCAGGCUCUGACAAACUCGGCCCCGCCUCCGGACACGCUGGAAAUGCUCUACAGGACAGUGGAGGCCACUAUCGCCGUGGUUACAAAACUAUCUGGGAAAGGGCCCUGUUCCGCCUCCUCGUGACAUCACCAUUAUUGCUGUCAGCACCAUGAGCCCUUUUAAUAUCUUUUUUUGUCUGUUAUUUCUUUUCUCUAAAUGAAUUAUGCUCUUUCGUUUAACACUUUUCUUUCUCUGUUUUCAUCCUUUUGUUUGUCGUUUCCCUUUUCUGUGUGUGUUGCGUUGGCCUCUGCUGAUGUUCUUCUAUCGAUUGGCUCUUGUGCUCUGGUAUGUCACGUGAUCUCUCCUCUCCGGCUUCAAUGACAGAUGGCGCUAGACGGCAUGCUCCCAAAUGACUAUAAACAUGCUCAGCCGCCGAUCCAUUGGACGAAAAGAUCAAGUUAUAAAAAAAACUAUAGCACAUUUUUUCUAAGGGCAAAAAGAAAGUUUUUUUUAAACUGAUUUCAGAGUUCUUUUUGAAGUGAUUUAUUUGUUUGAGGUUGCUGUAACGGGGAAAGGUUUACAGAAAUUUUAGUCUCUUCUGUAUGCAAUUUAAUUUUAUUGCAUUUUUACUCUGUAUAAAAUGGUGUCCUCUGUGCCAGUUUUGUACUUUAUGAAAGAGGCAAAAGUUGCCUUGCUUUUUUCUGUGGUUAAUAUCCAAACUAAGUUUACCUGUACAUUAAAAAAGAACCACAAGAAACUUGAUUCUGUAAAGAAUCUUCUCUAGUUGUUGCCUGGCGGUGUAUAUGAAAACGAUAUAUAUAUAUAUAUAUAUAUAAAACUUUAUAUAUAUAUAUAAUGGUGCUUUAUUUGACACGAUAUCUGUGGGUGAAAUAAAGCAGACUUGGUGUGACAGUUGGAGCUUUAUUUUAUUUACUGAAAAUACAUUCCAAAUUGUCCUUCUAGCUUCUGGAUUUAUUCAUUUUUUUCUUUCAAUAUAGAAUAAAUUGUAAUAUGAAUAAUUAUGAACUGAAAACUACAAUGAGCUAUGAUACGUUUUUCUAUAGCAUCCUCAAACAUCCUGGAGUAAAUCAGAUUGAUUUAGCAAUGUGAUUGACUUAUUGUUUUAAGGAUCCCCCAUACAUCCUUUUAAUUAAAAAAAAAAUGUUUUUUUCUUUAACCUUUAUUUAAUUAGGCAAGUCAGUUAAGAACAUUCUUAUUUACAAUGACGGCAUAGGAACAGUGGGUUAACUGCCUUGUUCAGGGGAAGAACGGCAGAUAUUUACCUCGUCAGCUUGGUGAUUCGAUCUAGUAACCUUUCAGUUACUGGCCCAACGCUCUAACCACUAGGCUACCUGCCUCCCCAAGCCUUCACCGUGGUUGUAAGGUUUACUAGAAUGUUUCCAGACAUAUUCCGCUAUGCGUUACACUGCUGAAGAACCACAAUCAUUUUAAUUGAACCUUGUCUUUAUCAAAUCAAAUGUAUCCCAUUUAGAUGGAGUAUGUUUUCAAGAGAAACCUGGUCCUUAGACUGCAGCAGUUUUGAGAGAGGUAUUUGGGGAAACUGCGACACAAAAUGGCCGCUAUUAUUAGCUCUGCUCUUGUUUUUUUUACUCCGUCUGGUUUUACUUAACACCUUAACAAUCUGUCUGACUGGGUCGUAUGUUGUGAUGGUGUAAGUCCUAUGUUGUGAUGGUGUAAGUCCUGCACACCCCAAUGCUAGAUCAGUGUUUUGAAACGGAUACAGUCUUGAAACUGUCCUUGAGGAGAUGACAUGUGGUUACUUUACGUUUCCCAAUCCUGGUCUUGAGAGACCUGUGUGUGUGUGAUGUUUUUUAAAAUCAUAACCAUCCUCUGUUAAAUUUGUGUUGAUUUGUUACAGGGUACUGAAGACCAGUUUACACAGGGACCCUUUGGGCAGGUGUGUAACUUGCGGCGCAACGGGUCAAUUUGAACCCCCCAAUAAUAUGCCAUGUUUAGUUUGAUUUCCUACUGUAAAGCGCCAAGCAGCUACAUGCUUUCUUGCUUUGCACCACAGAAUCAGUUCCUCGUUUUAUGAUCGUAUCUCCCCACUGCCAAAUAUGCUUUUGGCUGCGCCCGGUCCAAGGGGCGCCGGCCCAUUGUAAGCGCAGAAAUGCGCACAAUGCAAUAUAGGCUACACUCAAAUGUUCCAAAAUGCAAUUGGCGGGAGCCGUUCUAAAAAGCGCACCGUAUGUCAGUGGUUUUAUGUGACCGAGAUGAGCAUUUAGAAAGAGGGGAGAUCUAAAGAUGCAACAGCUAGCAUGGGUUGCUAAUAUGACUAGGAUUGUCUUGGGCUGCUGGACUAUGAAUUAAAGUUGAUAGAAUCCCAAUAGAACAUGCUAGAAAUGCUGGUUUCCGUGGCAUAAGGAUCUGUUUAUAAAAUCAUUCCCUCAAUA
Molecule: messenger RNA, 13302 nt
Organism: Salvelinus sp. IW2-2015
Lineage: Eukaryota; Metazoa; Chordata; Actinopteri; Salmoniformes; Salmonidae
Source: RefSeq, a predicted model, not a curated record